UCAGUGCUGCGUUCACUGGGAGGUAGGCAGCACUUCCUGUCUGAGCUCAGUUUGACUUUGACUUCAUUACAGAUACUAACCGCUGACACACACUUCCACUUGAGGGGGGAACACAUUUGAAGGACUUAAGAGUUUCCACAGAGGAGUAAGAAUGCCGAGAGAUGAAGUCUUCACUAGUUGGUCGCUAUGAGCGCAUAUGGACGUUGACAAGCUGCUUUCGUGGAUUGACUCAGUGACUUCUUUUUCAGUAGCGGUGUCUUCUUAGUUGAUGUAAAUUAAAACAGUGGAUUAUUAUUAUUAUUAUUGCAUCGAUGGUUCUUGCAGGUGCACUGGUAUUUGGAGUUGAAUGAGGAUAUUGUGCUUUUUUUCUUCUUGAGAGGCGGAUUAAUCUUUGGGAUAAAAAACCCAACAGAAAACUCAUUGGAAUCCACAUCCUUUAUUCUUGCGUGAACAUGAAGUCCCUCACUGCGUGGAUGUGCAUCUGCAGCUUUUUUCUGCUCUUAGAUGAAAUGGCCUGUUCGUGGGACGGUUCCUCGGCUUUGUCCGUGGUGCCCUUGGCGGAUGGCAACCCCGGGUCCGAAGGCGCUCCAUCGGAAUGGGUGGACUGCAUCCAGGCGAGUGACAUGUGCAACCAGAACCCUCACUGCAGCUCUCGGUACCGCGUGAUGCGGCAGUGCCUUGUGGGUAAGGAGAAGGAAGCCAUGCUGGACAACAACAGGGAGUGCCAAGCGGCCUUGGAGGUGCUGCUGGUCAGUCCACUGUACGACUGCCGCUGCAAGAGAGGCAUGAAGAAGGAGCUGCAGUGUCUUCAGAACUACUGGACCAUCCACAUGGGACUCACUGAAGGUGGAGACAUGGAUGACUCAUCCCCAUAUGAACCAGUUCCACCCGGCCGACACCAGGAUGCUUUCCGCUUGGCCUCCAUCUCUUCAGGGAUGCUCACAGUGGCCCCAAAAGGAUUCCAGUGUGCCGACGCUGAGAGAACCUGCAAUCCCUGCCUGGAUGCGGCCAAAGCCUGCAAUCUGAACAGCACCUGCAAAAGGCACCGCUCUGCUUACAUCGCCACCUGCAGCAAGGAGGACCCCAACAAAGGGGAAACCUGUAGCAAGAAGCGCUGCCACAAAGCGCUCAGGCUAUUCCUGGACCGUGUGCCCACUGAGUUCAGCCACCGCCUGCUCUUCUGCCCCUGUCAGACCGAGGGCUGCGCCGAGCGUCGACGCCAGACCAUCGUACCCGAUUGCUCCUACAAAGAAAAAGAUAAACCCAACUGUCUGGAGCUGAGGAAGGUCUGCCGCCAGGACUCGCUCUGCAGGUCCAGGCUGGCUGAUUUCAUGGCAAACUGCCGCAGCAUCCCGCCCACGGUGAGCACCUGUCCCAACCAAGACAAUCACCAAGCCUGCUUGGCCUCCUACACAAAGCUCAUCGGCACGGAGAUGACACCCAACUAUGUGGACAGUAGCUUCAGCCAUUGGACCAUCUCUCCGUGGUGUACUUGUAAAGGCAGCGGAAACCAGGAAGAGGAGUGUGGGAACUUCCUAAGGAGCUUUACUGACAACACUUGUCUGAGAAACGCCAUCCAGGCCUUUGGUUAUGGUCUGGACUACAUGACGAGCAAGAACGCGUCUGCCCUCGAUCCCUCGGCCACGAUGAAGAUGGGGUCAGAUAGGUUGGCAGCAACCUCCGAGCCCCCAUUUGUGACCAUUGUGAAGUAUCCCGAACCCAGAGACGGUGGCCCUGGCAAAACUCAGGGCCUGCCAGAGGAUCACUGCGUCUGUGUGCGUGCCAACGUCUGGGCUCUGCUUCCCGGCCUGGUUUUGGCUCUGCUCCUGGCUCAACAUGCCUUAUAGAAGUGCCAGAGGGGGAAAGAGGUCACCCUCCCACAAGCUCAUCCCAAAAGCAGAAGGUGUUAUUUCUCUGACUGAUAUUAAGGAGGCAGAAUCUCUGGACAUUUGAUGUAAAAGCAGGCAUUUACAGAAGAAUGAAAAAAAACCUAAACGUUUGAGUUUGUCAUUCAUUUGAUAUCAUCCUACGACAGAACACUUGGAUGGAACACAUUUACUAAAGGACCCUCACCGCCUUGAGGGCCAACCCCCUCUGACAAAGACUUCAAAAGGGAGGAAUGACAAGAAGGACAUGAAAGUUUAGAAAAGAAACACAUUUCUGCUCUGUAUUUUUGUCUUUGAAUGGCUUCUUGACUUGCGGGGGGCCCAGGGAGAUGAUUACAGUGUGUUUCUUUAUCACUAUUGUAAACUCUAAAUCUGUAAAACUCCGUGUUCUAAGUGUUGGUAUAGUAUCCGUGACCAUAAUCAAUCUACCGUGCGGCUCUAUCAUUUUUUGGGGGGGUGGCAAAAUGUACUUAUGGCGGCAUUGUCAAUGGUUCUUCGGUCAUUCCAGAUGUUGCUGUUGACGCCCUGUGGCUGUGCGCCAUACAUCCACUUCCACAUGUGAAUAUAUCUGUCUCUAUAUGUAUUUAAGGAAAAAAAAAAGAAGAAUUCACUUUCUUUCUUUCAGUCAAAUGAUAUCUGCAGUACCGUCAAACUAUGACGACUCUGUACUGAUGAUGACAUGGAUUUGUUACUUAUGGAAGGCCUUCAUUAGCUGCGUUUAAAUGUGUCUAUAUAAGAAUGAUGGCAAAGAAUGUAUACAGGAAUGAGAUUAAAUGAACUCUGUCUGCUUAGAAAGAAAGUAACUGAGUGUGUGAGUGCUUCUAUGCUGUGUGUGUGUGUGUCGUGUCCUUGUUUAUAUUCCUGAGAAAAUUCUGAAUCAUAAACUACCAUGAGAGCAGUUUGUGAAGCAUUUGUGACCAAGACACACACAAAAAAAGAAGGUGUAAAAAAUAUUUUUAGUGGUCCAUUAUGGUGUUUUGCAAAAAAAAAAAAAAAAGGCCAUGUUAUUAUUACUUUUAUUUAUUUUUCUGAAAGUUUGCUGCAUUGUUUCAACUGUGUGCUAAACUUGCAAAGUAUAGUAUAAAGAAUGGAAACGGCUUGCCUGUUUUUUUCGUGAAGUUGGGAAAAACAAGACAAGCAAUACUGAAGCUCAUUAAUAUUGAACAAAACAUUCUGACAAGAAUUUAGUGAGAUAAUAUACUAGAGGCUCCAGCGCACUCACGACCCUAAUGAGAAGAAGUGGCAUUGGAAAUGAAUGAAUGGAAGGACGAAAAUAUACCACCAGUCACAUAUUUUGUCUCAAUUAUAAUGUUUGUCACAAACAAACAUACAGUACCUAUACAAAUUUUUAAAAAUCUGCUUAUAAAGUUGCUCUGUGAAACUAUGGUGUCAAUAAGCCAAGAAAAGCAUUCAGCCUCCAUGUCUAUCACACAGGUUAACGGUGAGUACGCAUUUUAUUGUUUUCAAUUGUUUUUAUUGUAAUCAUGUAAAGUUAUGUUUUAUUAAACAGCGAUUAGCUUUUUUACAGUUGUGUGAUCGCUCAGAAUGUUACAUAUGAUAAUUACUGGUAUUAUGGCAAUUAUUAUUUGAUUUAUAUUAAUCCCUACAGGAAAAUUGGUUCAAAAUUGGAACAAAUUUGAUGUCAAACAGCACUGUAUUUGACUUUUUGUGGUUUCAAUUGGCGCCCAUGCCAGUGUAUUACACAAACCUCCAGUGCUCCUUUAUUCAUAAAACGUAUUCAUACUAUUCAUAAUGCAAUAUUUAUUCAUUAUUCACAAUACUUUAUUCAGAAUAAUUCACUCUAUCAACACUCUAUCGUAGCUGUUCAAAAAUUAAUUAGUAAAUGAUUGCUUUUUCGUGGUUGACUGUGGCUCUUUAUUAGUCAAAAAUAUUUAAAUACAAGUUAUAUGUUGUAUUCUGGUCACUAGGUGUCAGCAAUUUUGCAUUGAUUGAGAUGUGAAUAUUCUCAUUCAUCCACGUCAUUGUAUUCUCAAUCGAUUGUAACUGGACUGCGUGUGUGCAUGUCGUUAUCCAUUGCAUGUCUGACGUGAAACAAAAGGUCUCCUCCAAUUCCGUGUGGAAGUGGUAAGUUUGACUUAUUACUUUGUCCUUCUUUCCCACUGAUUUUGAAACCUUUUCUUAAGUUUCGAAUAAAUACAUCGGAGGCCAACUAGUUAGCUCGCUGGAUGAGGGACGGCUGUAACUGCACAUGGCCCAAACCUCCCAAAAACUUUUGAACAGAUGAUGCUACCUUGUCAAACAGUGAACUUUAUCACUGUGCUUGCAUGUCCGAGUCAUGCCAGUCUUCUCUGCUGCCAUAAAUAUCCUACUCUUAGAAGACCUACAUAAGACCUAAACUCUUGUAUUUGUUCCAUGAAAUUGUAUUAAUUUAUUCCCAACAGUCUUUUACUUUGGUGUUAGCAUGUCGCUUGGCUGCACAUUUUCAAAAACGGAUUUUGUCCAAUCAUGUUUCAGCUUGACCUUCAAAAGCAAAAGUGCUGGCCCAUGUCACAUCAACACUAUUAGUAUUGGGGCUGUUUGAUUUUAACCAACAAGAUUUCAGAUUUGCCUCACAGGGUCAGCUAGCUGGCCUACAAUAACAUCUGCAUUUUUUAGUUACAGCAAAACUGUUUGCCAAGUUAUACAGCUAGAAUAGGUGCAGAUUCUGGAAGGAUUCUGAAAGAACGCUUUUAGUGC
Messenger RNA from Doryrhamphus excisus (bluestripe pipefish), 4583 nucleotides. Its product is annotated as GDNF family receptor alpha-2-like. Gene Ontology annotation, molecular function: signaling receptor activity. Gene Ontology annotation, cellular component: signaling receptor complex; external side of plasma membrane. Gene Ontology annotation, biological process: nervous system development. NCBI's taxonomy places the organism in Eukaryota, Metazoa, Chordata, Actinopteri, Syngnathiformes, Syngnathidae. The record is from RefSeq and is a predicted model, not a curated record.